CUCUCUCUCUCUCUCUCUCUCUCUCUCUGAGGGACAGGUUGUGCAUGUCUCUGAACAUUGUUGUAGUUGCGGUUAGUUAAAACGGCGAUGUUGAUGGUCGCAUCGUAAACAUCGAAGCCCCAAACAAAAAGCAUAUAGAAAAACAAAUACCCCCAAUCUCUCCUUUUGGAUCCCUCUCAGAUUUCUCAGAAACUCUCUUCGAUCUGAUCGCCCACCUUUCCGCACUCCUUUUCCAUUUAAACAAACACACUACAAAGAAACACACAAGCCAGAGAAAACACUUCCCCAACGCCACUCUCUGUUUUCUGAUUUCUACUCUGUUUCCCGAAAUGGCGUCGUUUACGGUGCCGUGCCCUAAGACCUUUGCCCUCCUCCGCCUCGGAUCCACGGCUCGAGAUUCGGAUCGUCGCGGGUCCAGCCCGAGGCCGUCUGUGCUAUUCGGAUCUUCCCUCGGUGAGCCGAGGCAAUCCAGGGUUUGGAAGGUGUGUGCACAGCUUAAUCAGGUUACUGCUGAGAAAUCUUCAAAUUCGUCACCUGUACUUUCCACAAAGCCUGGAGUUGCAUCACCAGAAGCAAAAGAUGAGUCAGCAGAUCUAUACAGUACUUUGGAUGCAUCAUCAAUCUCAGAAUUCAUGUCUCAAGUGUCAGACCUUAUCAAACUCGUGGAUUCGAGAGAUAUUUCAGAGCUGCAAGUGAAGCAAUUGGACUGUGAGAUUUUAAUAAGAAAACAGGGAGCUUUGCCGCCGGCAGCACCUGUUGCUAGUAUGCCACCACAUCUAACCCAUGCAAUGCUUCCAUCUCCUCCACCACCAGCUCCUACUGCUUCUGCAAGCCCUCCUCCAGCACCGGUAUCCACCUCACCUGCCCCUGCAAAAGCAAGCACUUCAUCUCAUCCACCACUGAAAUGCCCCAUGGCUGGGACCUUCUAUCGCUGUCCUGGACCUGGUGAACCACCAUUUGUCAAGGUAGGAGAUAAAGUCCAGAAAGGUCAGGUCAUCUGCAUCAUUGAGGCCAUGAAACUGAUGAAUGAAAUUGAGGCUGAUCAGUCUGGAACAGUAGCAGAGAUUCUUUUAGAUGAUGGGAAGCCAGUUAGUAUAGACACGCCUCUUUUUGUGAUUGUACCGUGAGUUACUUGCAAGGGCCUCCUACAAACGUGUUGGAGAUAGUCGUUCUUUCGAGUAUAAGUUUCAUUUUCAGAAUUUAGUAAUGUCUCUAUUACUCUGUAACUUUAAUUUAAUAAUGGUCAUGUUUUAUUAAGGGUCUUCUCUUUUGACAUUAUAAUUAAUAUUUAUGAUUUACCAAAGGCAUAAAGCUCAAUGUAAGAGAUAGAACAUAGUAUUUGCCACACUUGUGGAAAGUUUGUUAUGCUGUUUGUCAUUA
Messenger RNA from Corylus avellana, 1380 nucleotides. RefSeq names its product biotin carboxyl carrier protein 2 (gene BCCP2). The record is from RefSeq and is a predicted model, not a curated record. Gene Ontology annotation, molecular function: acetyl-CoA carboxylase activity. Gene Ontology annotation, cellular component: acetyl-CoA carboxylase complex; chloroplast. NCBI's taxonomy places the organism in Eukaryota, Viridiplantae, Streptophyta, Magnoliopsida, Fagales, Betulaceae. Gene Ontology annotation, biological process: fatty acid biosynthetic process.